AUGAAAUACAGCCAGCCGCGGGGGGAGGGACGACGCCCGCCUCAGCACAGUAUGGAGCCUGUUCUAUGCGCGAGAAACGCACACGCGAGCGAGCGAGAUGGAAGAUGGAAUCGAGAGGCACGAGGGAAAGAGACGGAACUACGCCCGCCUAGCCCUAUUCCUAAUCAACGUACGAGCUUUCAUGCGACGAAUAAAGAAGAGAACACGGUCGAUAGAAUAGCACAAGCGCUAGAAAAGAUCGUGAAUAAACGUCCGGUGCCCCGCCAAGCCCACGAGCUGCCUACGUUCAGCGGCGCCGCGACGGAAUGGCUACCCUUCAAGGCGGCCAUGCGGGAUUCUACGACGAUGUACAAGUAUUCCGACUACGAGAACCUCGCACGGCUACGGAACUGUCUACGAGGGAAAGCACAGGAGACAGUCGCCGCGCUGCUAUACUCGGCGACUAGCCCCGACGAGAUUAUGCGAACACUGGAGCAAUGUUUUGGAAGACCAGAGAUGUUGAUCGAACGAGCGAUGGAAGAUAUAAAGAAGUUACCUAAGUCCGGUACGUCCGCGGGCGAAUUGAACACCCUCGCGGUCAAGUUAAAGAACAUCGUAUGCGUAUUAGGUGGCGUCGAUGAAAGAGGAUAUCUCCGAAACCCCAUGCUCACACGAGAGGUCAUCGAGAAGCUAAGCCCACAUCUCAAGUCUAGGUGGUAUGACUUUGCCUACGAACACGGAGACCCCUCGGAAGCCGAGAUAGCAACGCUGUCAAGAUUUUUGGAACGUGAGGCCGACCGUGCGAUGCGAUUUUCAUACGCCACAUCGCCCCAGUCGCUGAAGGAGACUUUCAACAAUCAAGAAAAGAAGUCGUUUUCACGUGAAAGGCCACGUAAAGACGUGAAAGUCUACGCAACCACUGAAACACCCACCGCACCGACCGUCGAGAGAGAAAAGGAAGCCGUCACAAAACGAUGUCUAUGCUGCGGCGGCAACCACGACGUACCCGAUUGUAAGAAAUACAAGAGGAUGACGGUCAACGAACGAUGGCAGUGGGUGAAAGAAGAGAAAAUAUGCUUCAAGUGCAUCAACGGAAAGCACAGGAGAUUCACAUGUAAAGCAAAGAGGUGCGGAAUAGAAAACUGUCUCUUACCUCACCACAGUACGUUGCAUAUGGACACGUCGCCCGCCGCAGCUACUCAACCGAAGUCACCGCCAGUAAACGAGGAAAAUGUCUUGUCCGCGUCGGCCACUACAAGCGGCCCGGUCAAGGUGUUAUUGAAGGUGUGCCCGGUGGAGAUACGCGUACCGGGAGGACCGUCAUUGAAGAGGUACGCGCUACUAGACGAAGGCGCUACCAUCACGCUCAUGGACGAAGGCCUAGCGAACGACCUCGGCGCCAGAGGACAUGUGAGCCCGCUACACAUACACGGGGCCACAGCGAGUCUAAAGGAGACGCAAAGUCGUGUCGUCAAGAUCGAAGUACGAGGCCAACAUGAAGAGCAGUUUCACGACAUCACCGCCCACACGAUGAAACAACUUACGAUCGGAAGCCAGACGGUGAAAAGGAAGUUCAUCGAAUACGAACACUUGAAGCACCUACCACUCGACGACAUGAGUUACGAAUCGGCGCGCCCGAGCCUACUGAUCGGCGCCGACAACUGGCAUCUGAUUAUCUCGAAGGAAAUCCUCAUCGGCAAACGCUACGAGCCCAUCGCAUCACGCACCGAGCUGGGAUGGACGAUACAUGGCACGGUGCCGCGGAGCUUGUACCGAGGGGAGGAUCAGCUAGUCCUCCACGUACACGCCAAGACGGAAAAAGACGUGAGGAACUUCGCUAAUGAAGAUGAGGAAUUAAACGCGCUCAUCAAAAUACACUACGACGUCGACGCCCUAGGAAUUGCCUUGAUAACGAAGCCGAGGAAGGCCGAAGAGAGAGCGAUCGACAUCUUCAAUAAAACCAUCGAACGAGUCAACGGAAGAUAUCAAGUGGGCCUGCCAUGGAGAGACGAGCAAGUAGUCAUGCCGCCCAGCUAUGAAAUGGCUUUCAGGAGACUGCGGACUAUCGAGAGGAAGAUGGAUCAGUCCCCCGAAUUCCAGGCAGCCUACACAAGCCAGAUAGAGAACCUACUCACGAAGGGAUACGCCGCAGUAGCUAACGGAGACGAGAGAGACAACGACAAGUCAUGGUACCUACCUCACUUCGCCGUGACGAACCCUAACAAGCCAGGGAAGGUACGCCUAGUCUUCGACGCAGCCGCCAAGUCGAGAGGAGAGAGCCUGAACGAUCACCUCCUGGAUGGACCCGACUUACUGCGAGCCUUACCGGGAAUUCUCUAUCGCUUCCGGGAGAAAGAGGUCGCCGUCACCGCCGACAUACGUGAGAUGUUUUUACAAGUAAAGAUUCGCCCUGAAGAUCGACCGGCUCAAAUGUUCCUGUGGAGAGGUAACGAACGAAAGAAGCCACCCACGGAAUACGUCAUGUCAUCGAUGAUAUUCGGCGCUCGGAGCUCACCAUUCCUAGCGCACAGUGUGCGCAACCACAACGCACGCGCGCACGCUGAGACACACCCCGUGGCCCUCCGAGCGAUAACAGAGAGCCACUACAUGGACGACUUCGUGGAGAGCUACGCGACCAAGGAGGAAGCAAGACGAGCAGUACACGAAGUAACCUACGUACACGAGCAAGCCGGGUUCAUACUAGCCGGCUGGAACUCGAGUAAUGAAGACGUAAUACGAGACAUACCCCCGGACCGCCGCGCGCAGCUACCUAAGGAAAUGGGAACCGCUGGUCAUCAAGGCAAGACUCUAGGUCUAAUAUGGGAGGCCACUAAAGAUGAACUAAUGUUCAACACCGCGCUGCCUAGGGUACCGGAGGAAGUCAAGACGUCAGCACGCCCGCCGACUAAGCGCGAAGCCCUCAGCGCUGUCAUGUCGAUCUUCGACCCACUUGGACUGCUAAGCCAUCUCACCAUAACGGCUAAAAUCCUACUGCAAGACUUAUGGAGACAACAGAGGAUAGGAUGGGAUGACCAAGUGCCGGAAGAAGCCGCCGAGGACUUCACUAAAUGGAUACGAGCGGUCGACAGCGUGCGAGAAGUUAAACUGCCCCGUUGCUAUGCGCCAACGAGGGGAGUACUGGAACGUCAGCUACACGUAUUUAACGACGCGAGCGACAGAGCGUACGCCACGGUAGCGUACUGGCGAAUCAAGUACGAAAACGGAGAGGUCAUCAUCACGUUCGCCGGCGCAAAGGCUAAGGUAGCACCGGUGAAGGCACAGAGCAUACCGCGACUGGAACUGCAAGCCAGCCUCAUAGGCGCACGACUCGCCCACAGUAUACAAGAAGAACAUAGACAGAAGGCUGACAGGAUCUUGCUCUGGUCAGACUCGAAGACCGCUCUCCACUGGAUUCGCAACGACAUCAUCAAGUACACACCGUACUUAGCUCACCGCGUAGGCGAGAUCGCUAACCUCACGCACGUCGAACAAUGGAGAUGGAUACCGAGCGAGUUAAAUGUAGCCGACGACGCCACACGACCUAACUACGAGGUACGAGCCGAUCAAAGAUGGUUCAUUGGCCCGGCGUUCCUCCGGGAAGAAGAAGAAAGGUGGCCAUCGGAACGCACCGAAGAGGAAAAUGACAACGGACAAGACGAGAUAGUCUGCGCCACGGACAACAGCGAGGGGCCGGCCUACCUACCUGACAUAAGUCGGUUCUCCUCUUACGAGAGACUCGUCCGUGCGACAGCCUACGUCUUACUAGCCGUCGAUAAAAUGAAGAAACGAACGCGAACUAGAAACUCGCCCAUAUCACAAAGGCAGAAGAGCUAUGGUAUAAGAAAAUGCAAGAGGACUCGUACUCCGACGAAAUAG
Molecule: messenger RNA, 3855 nt
Organism: Pectinophora gossypiella (pink bollworm)
Lineage: Eukaryota; Metazoa; Arthropoda; Insecta; Lepidoptera; Gelechiidae
Exons: 1
Coding region: 1-3855 (1284 amino acids)
Source: RefSeq, a predicted model, not a curated record